Bicyclus anynana (squinting bush brown) is the source of this 4175-nucleotide messenger RNA. RefSeq lists its product as uncharacterized. The transcript has 2 exons. Lineage: Eukaryota; Metazoa; Arthropoda; Insecta; Lepidoptera; Nymphalidae. The coding region runs from base 564 to 1058 and encodes 164 amino acids. The record is from RefSeq and is a predicted model, not a curated record.
CGUAUCUCUCGAUCAAUAUCAUCACAUUCUCUCAAGGCAGGUGUACAUUUUGAAGCAACUACAGGUUUAAGUACACCGUGCCCAUAAUGUAGAGCGUAGCUCUCACGACGUCACGCAUCAUACGGUCCAUGUAAAAGCUCAACAAGUAGCCGGAUCAGGCGAACAGAUCUGCCAACUGCGGCGCGUUCACACGGGGUUCAUUCCACCACAAUAACGUCACAGCGAUUUCUGGGCGGCGUGACACGUUGCGCCCGCGGUUAUGUGGAAGAAAGAGAGAGUGCAUGAGAGCUCCGCUCUAUUCUGUGAUAGUGCACAGGUGCGCGCAGGCAUCAGCUGUUCACUGCUCGUGCCCGCUCCAAAUGUUCGAACCGCGUGCAUUGCGGGCCGCCACCAGUCUAUGUCGAUAGCCGCCCGCGGGCAGACGUGCCAGUGUACUGUAUGACCACGUCUCGCCGCGUCCCGCUACAGACUCGUUUCCCGCUGCCCCGAUACCCAUGUCCAUGUGUUAGUGUGCAUGUUUGUGUUUCGUGUUGUCACGGACAGCUCUUUGUCUAAUUAACAGAAUGACACCUCAAGAGGAGCGAGAGAAUUCUCGCGGUGCGGAGAUCGCUGACGCGUUCGAGGACGACAUGUUCGGCCCGUCGCGCACCGAGCCCGCAGCCAGGCCGAAGCUAUCCAUGAUCUCCGCCCGUCUGCGCGCCAACGAGGAGCGCAAGCGAGUCAUCGAGAUCUGCUCCCAAAAAUUGGAAAACAUCGAGGACCCCGCCAGAGACUUGCGUAGAUCCGUCUGUAUAAACAACACCUACUGCCGCUUGAGUGAGGAAGCGCGGAGAGAGAAGGAAGCUAGAAGACGGAGAGCGAGAGAGGAGUGCGACGAUUCGUGGAUAGGGAAGAAGGCACGCCGCGCGGUCGAGGACGAGUGCCUCGCGCUUUUGGACGCCAUUCCGGAGUUGGGGGACGCGAACCUCGGCUGCGCGCAGCUCGCGCGGCAGAUGCAGGACGGCCCCCGACAGGACGCGCUGCUGCCCGCCGGCCUGCUGACGGUGCUGGACUCAUGACCGCGCCGCCCCGCGCCCGUCACCUCCUCGCCGUGAGCUCUCCGGCGCCCGAGACUCGCGAGCCGAAGCGCUCGAGUCGCUGACCGAGAUUCCGGCCGCGUCGCGGACAGGCCCUCGCCCGCCGCCCCGGAUUGCGGUCGCUCGCAACCUGCGGGACAUCUCGUCGAUAGAAUUCUCGUUACCCCGAAACGGACGGAAACGUUUAGCCAAUUCUUUGUUAUUUAACACGAAGUACUUACUUUGUUAGCGUGUUUUUUAUUUAGUGAAAGUUGCUCAGGUGCCGGGUGUUACUGCGAUUUACUGAUCGCUUCUCGUAUCGAAGGAGCCGCAGUGUUCUAUCGGACUUGUGUCGCCGCAUUGUCGGCAGAAAGUGUGGACGUUCAUCGGAGAUAGUAGAUUUUAAGCCAUAAUUAAUAUUGCAUUAUUGUACUAUAAAUAAUUAAAUGAAUCGUGAUUAAGGUAUAGUGCAAAACUGGGAACGGUAGCCUUUGCAGAGUGAAGAUAACAUCAGAUUAGAGUAUCAGUAGAUUGGUAGAUUUCUUUGUUCGAUUUUUGAAUGUUCGGCGAUUUGCGACCGCGUAUGCGCGCUCUCCGAAAGAUAACGUGUAAUGUGGAACAACAGUAUUUCGCAUCCGAUAAAAUUUGAAAGUAAAAGCCAAAUGCGCUUCGCAGCGCGGCGCGAGCGAGACGGCAGCUAAACACAAUAAUUAUUAAGAAAUAGUCGGUGUACCUACACUGUACACGGGGCAAUCGAACGUUACGUAUUAUCGCCGUAUUAUAUGCUCGUAACAAAAGAAAAAACCUUAUAAGUGAUGACGUGUACGCGUCGUCGCCGCUAGCAGCGAGCAGAUGAACGUAUGCGACCUUACUCGUGCGAGGCAAGGCCAAGCGUUGGCCCAACUAGCCGAACAUUUGUUCAAAAGUGCAUUUCGAUAAGUCUGAUUUUCUCAUCGGCUGUUACAUCGUUUUGUUUUUCAUUUUGUAUAUUUUGUGUUUAUGUUACCUUAGUAUCACAAUUUAUAUUGUUACCAUUAUGAUUUUUUUUUAUUUUUUAUCGGUCGUAUAUACCUAUUAUCGGACGUAUUUAAAUAUAUUCCACGUAGGAAGGUUAGCCAGGUCUACGUAUCGUUGUUUAGCGAUUACAUUUUUAUGUACGCGUGUUGUGUCAUUGUUAAUUUAUUUUAGAAUGAUUUUAGUUCGGAAUAUACCUAAUCGAAUGCCGAAGUAGGUUGUGCAAUCGAGCGUGAGCACUUUCGUAUGCGUUGUGCAAUGGAUUAAAUGGAGAAGUUAUUUUAUUGAAAUCUUAAUUGUAGCAAAAUAUAUUGGUCGUAGCCCGUUUCGCCCCUCUGAAUAGUAAAUAGGUACCUGGAGGAUGGAGGGGGAAGUGCGGCGGGGGGUACAGCCGAGGGGGAGGGGGUAGAGAGGAGUAGGGCGCUCCGUUCCCAGCACCUCCUGUGAUAUUAGCCUAGCCUGUAUGUCGUAUUGUAUGUGCUACUUUCCCAUUCGACUUUUUUUGGACCUUACGCUAUGUAUUAACGCUUAAUAUAUAUAUAAUUGAUUCCUUUUAUGUAUCGACGAUUUUAUACGGAUUAACCGGUUUUUCGAGUCGUACACCCGAUGGUAGAGCGUUUAGAUGUUUUUGUCAUACUGUAAAGAAAAUGUAGAUUUCUUUUUUUGUAUGGAGUUUGUAUGUUGAUAAGAAUUGUGUAUUAUAAAAUUAAGUGCUUGUACCACUUUGCAGCCGGAUCACUUCCGGCCUUUGAUGCAACUAAUAAUAAACAGAACGGGACCUAUUAUGCAAAAAUAGGUAUUCAGAAAGAUGAUUUCCAUAACUUAUUGUACUGUCCCUUUCGUGUAAUGGUAACGCUCGUACGUUAGAAAGGGACAGAUGGAGAACGACCGUUGCCACGUCCUUUCUGAAUACGGCGUCCUAAAUCGUGUUAACUAGUUGUUAAAACCAGAGACUACCAAAUGUAUUUAAAAAAAUAUGAUGCGCACACUGUAUUGUAUAAAUAUAUAAAUAUGUAAUUUUUUUGUUAUUUUGCAAUUUAGAAAAAAAUAUUGUAUAAAAAAUGGGAACUCUAAUGAAAUUUGUUGUUUUCUAUAAUAUCGCCUCUUUUACUUCGCUAUUAUAAUAAAUAAAUAGAAGAACAUUCCAAAUUGUAAGGAUUUUUAACAUUGCACAUUUAUUGCCGUCGAAUUGUAAUUUAUUUGCUAAGCUAUAAGGUUGAAAAUGGAUUGACACGGCACUCAUGAUAGAAGCAAUCCUUAACGGCAAAAUUACUAAUGCACUACCUGUGCUCUAAAAACGUUAUUUCCUUUUUAAAGGGCGAAUAUUAGUUACUUAAUGCGCUUUUUAAUGUGUUAGCAAUUUUUACAUCAUCGAUUCAAGUAGGCCUAGAUGUUAAGUAAUUAACUUAUUACAAAAAAUUGUCUGGUUUUUUUUUUUAAUUUUUAUGUUACAUAGAGAAAGUGUAAUGUUUGUUCAUCUUCAAUAAUGACCAAUUUAAUAUGGGACCACCCCUCAAUAAACAAAAGAAUCAUUAAAAAUGUUUCAAAGAAAAACGAACUAGCUAUAUUAAUAUAUGUAUAUGUGAUCGUCACUGAAAAAUAUGCAUUUAUUAUAAACUUACAAAUACAAAAAAGUUUUAGAAAAAUAUCGAAUACAAAUUGAACUUCGUUACAAUGUAAUCUCAUUUGUAAAAUCAAAUCUUUUUCUUUAAUAAAAAAAAAUAUUUUUUACUCGCUAUUGACCAAUUUCGACAGAAAGGAUGAUUGAAAUAUUAGUCGCAUAAAUACAACCUUUAAAAGAUAUAAAAAUAAUUUGUAAAAAAACUAAGUAAGUAAUGAAUUAAUGAUAUUAUUUUUGUAAACCAAUUCAAGGCCCGUCUCUUUGUAAUGUCGAUGAUUUUAAUGUUAAUAUUUUAAAUACCACAUAAUAUGGUUUAAAUACUCUUUUAUUAUUGUCACAAUAUUGUUUACCCAUUCAUUUCCUAUUUUAUUUUUUAGUAUUUAUUAUGUUAAACGUCCUUAAAUUGGAAUAAGUUUUUUUUUUUGUAAAAAGUUAUUAUUUUUUAUGAAAAAUAUAAUUGUACAAUAAAGAAGUCAUACUCAUUA